Messenger RNA from Oldenlandia corymbosa var. corymbosa, 3841 nucleotides. Lineage: Eukaryota; Viridiplantae; Streptophyta; Magnoliopsida; Gentianales; Rubiaceae. The record is from the annotation of a GenBank genome assembly.
CGACUAUGAAUCUAUGAUAUCCUUACGGGCUGAAAGAGAGAUAUUGGACCAGCUUAUAAGUUAGUUACAGAUGAGUGAAAAUAGAAAUAAAAUGCCAGCUUACAGCCUUACACUAGUUUCAUAAACUCCACUUCGACUAGUUUUCAACUUUUCGCAUAUUAACAAACACAAAUAGAUAGAUUAAAACGCAAAGGAAAAUGAUUGGAUGAAUGCUGGGCCCCGCGGCUACUCCCCCAGUCAACUAAAACUAACAUUAGAAUCUUCAAUUGUCCGGGAGCCGUGUCUGGCCAUCGAGCCUCCGAGUAGAAACAAAGAAUGAUUGUGGUUGUGGAAAACUUUAGUCCCUUACUGCUGUUGAGCUCAUCAUCCAUGGAGGGCGUGUUUUUUAUCUGUCCAAGCAAAAACCAAGUACAGUAGGCUUCUGGAAGGUGAGUGUAUUAAUAAUUGUACGAGUUGAAUGGAAUAUUGAUUAUACAUUAUUUCUAGCUUCUGUGCCUGUCUCCAAGCAACCCCUUUUAGGCUUUUGACAUUUCUGUUUGGUUUCCUCGUCAAUUUCAACAUGAUUUGUCCUUUUUGAUCUUUCUUCUUUCUGUGAAAAUUUUCUCAGUUCAGCGCUCCUUCUUUGAUCUUGCUCUUGUGCUUGUCCAAGCAAUCCCUUUGAAGGUUUUGAUAUCCUUCUGUUGCUCUUUCUUCUUCCUUGUUGAAGUUUUUUCUUGGUUAGAUGUUUACAAUUUCGUUGACUCAGCGAUUCAUCUUCAAGAAAGACAUUUUCUUUCUGGGUUCUGUGCUUGUCCAAGCUACCCCUUUUGAGCUUUUUUGACAUUUUUGUUAUGUUAAACAAUUUUUUGUCCCAUUAGUCCCCUCUGCUUUCUCUGUUGUUGGGGAAAUUUUGGUUCUUGGUUUGGUUGUUGUAUGCAGUACAGUUUUCUGGGGCACUAGUUUAUGUUCAAGAAAGCAUCUUUAUUGUAUAACUUCGUGAUGGGAUCAUCACAAUCACGCGAGUCAGCAGUUGCUCUAAUCAACCAAUGGAAUUCAGAACCAAGGGAACUGUUGAUCUUCGAUAAAGGCCGCGAUGAAGCUAGUCAAUACUUGCAAGCUGUUGUUAAAAUUCAGCAGACAGCAAGUGCGGAAGAACUCCAACAAAUCAUUCCUAUGGCCAUAAAUCGGCUCAAGCUUGAGUUUCAGAGAGUUUUAAACAGGCAAGGUGAAUCAUAUUUGACGGUUUCCAACACCAUUACUGAGUUGAGCACCACAACCAUAACAGACAUCAGCUAUUACCAAUCCCGGUAUGAAGAUUUUGUGAUGUAUGAAGCCCCAACAACUGAAGUGGUUGAUUAUCUGAGGAAAAUUGCUGAGAUAAUGAAUGCCUGUGGACAUCUUGAGGCCUGCAUUGAUGUGUACAUUUCAGUAAGGAAACCUUUUGUGCGGAUCAUAUUCGACAGAUUGAGGCUUGAUGAAUUGAAGGCCGGUGACACCAAGAAGUUCUUGAGUGAGGAGUUGAAGGUGAGGAUUGAGCGUUGGAUUGGGGCCACGAAAGCUUGUGUUCCAAAGCUUUUCCUGAAAGAGAAACUAUUUGCAGAACAGAUUUUUUCUGGGCUUGGAAGAACUUCUACUCACGUGGAAUGUUUCUUGAAUGUGGUGAAAGAUGUUGCAGUUAGUCUUUUCAGUUUUGCUGAAUCCGUGAGCUUGAGUCGUCAAUCUUCAGAGAGGCUGAAUGUUGUUUUAAUCCUCUACGACGCAAUGCUCUCACUUAUGCCGGAUGUUAAUUCCCUUUUCCCAUUGGAUCAAACAGGCAAAGGUAUUGGAAAUAGCUUUGCAGCAACUUGUUCCAAACUUGGGGAUGAAAUUGGAAGAAUGCUGUCGGAUUUUGAGGAUGUUGUGCUCAAUGAGAUUUCCACCAUCUCGAACAAUGAUGGAGGCCGAGUCCAUCAAUUGACCAAAAAUGUGGUCGGCUACAUUAAUGUCAUUACAAAUUACAAGACUGUUUUGAUGAAGUUGCUGCAAUCGAGGCCUUCUAAGAUUGUUCAAGACAAGAAACUUCCAGAUGAUUUGCUCCGUGACCCCAAGAGUUUAACUCCUUUAAGUCUGCAUUUGGUUUUGAUCAUAGCUGUUUUACAACUCAAUCUGGAUAACAAGUCCAAAUACUACAAGGAAGCCUCUUUAGGUCACCUGUUCAUGAUGAACAAUGUUAACUACAUUGUUCUCAAAAGUAAAGAAUCUCAGGUUUUGCAGGAUUUAAUCGGCGUUGAUUACCUGAACAAGUUGAAUGGUUAUGUAAAGGGGGCAAUGAUUAGCUACCAGGAUCUAACUUGUGGCAUCUUGUUGAAGUGCUUGGAGGAAGAGGGAAUCUAUGUAACCCAAUGCUGUACUUCUAGAGUAUCCACUGGUACUUUGAGGAGCAAUGUGAGAAAUUUCAAUGCUGCUUUUGAAAAGAUUAAGUCCCUGCAAUCCUCUUGGGAAGUGCCUGAUCCUAGCCUCCGGGAAGAAUUACGCCGUUCCAUGUUGAAUAGAUUGAAGCCAGAAUAUGAACGGUUUCUUGAAAGGCACAAGAACCAUUUCGAGAGCACAAACUUUUUCCAGCAAGCCCAGAAGACAGAUGUGAAGUACACAGUUCAGGACCUUCAGGUUUUGAUAGAGGAGAACUUGUUCUCACGUAGCGGCAGUUGAUAAUUUUGAUUGAGCCCCACGACGACAUGUGAUUCAUAUGUGUGAUCCUUCUUAAUGGAAUAAAGGCUUAAUUGUUGUUGUUGUCUGGCUGAAUUGGACAUUGUUUCAUAGAUUCCGCUGCAGAUCCUAAGUGCUCUGUAACUAAGCCCCCUAUAAAAUAUAAAUGGCCUGCAGAAUUCUUUUUGUUUUCUUAUGGAAAUGUGGUAAAUAGUGAUACAGAUCAAAUUUCUCCCACACCAUCUAGUCUGCUCAUUCAUGUAAGAGUAGUUGGUGAACAAUCAACCUCCUAUUGAAGGUUGAUAUAGGACUAUUCUUGGUACCUAGUACUCUUUUCAGCGUUAAUAAUAACAUCAGAUGUUUCUGUACAUUUUCAUUGAAAUUAGUUGUAAGUUUCAGUAAUAUGGCAGAGAAUAAUACAUCAUUUCCCAUGAAGAUUAUUCUAUUACAAAGUGAAGAUGUUUAUCUCUUAACUUACAUCCUUUUCCUGUUCUUUCGAAGCUUUUUUACUAUGCUUUUUAUUCUUAAGCUGAAAUUGAAGUUGGAAAGAAUCUGCAAUCUCAUAGUUUGAUGCUUUUUUACUAUGCUUGAGAUGCCUAACUCUCAGAGCUUACCUUUUCUCAGUUGUUAAUACCAAAGGAGUAGAAUUAGUACUAAAUGGCAGGAUAAAGGGCCCAAAGUCUGCAUAACAUCUUUAGGAUGAGAUCCCAAACUUCAGAUGAAGGAUUCGGAGCUGGUUCAAAUCGAGUUUAGGGCUAUUGUUAGUUUGAGUCACGUAAACAAAACCUUUUACGCAAACUAUGAGGUAAAACCUUAAGCAUUGACAGGAGACUGAUUCGGCGUGGGAAAUCUUCAGUGAUUGCUUGAGAUUAUCAGCUAAGUGAAGGAGGUUCUAGGUCCAAGAUUCGGCAAGAGUUCAUCAUCAAACUGUACAGUACAUAUGCCCGUAGGCAAUGGAUGGUGAUAGCAUUGUAGGCUUAUGGUUCUUUUUAUUGCUGAAAUGAUGAACUCAACUAGAUGUACAAGAUGUAUUGCCAGAUUUAUUAGAAAUUAUUGAUACUUUCGCAUACUGCAAACUGAUUAAAGUUUGCAGAUUAGAUAUAUCGGAAGUUCAUAAUAUUGCAUUUUAUAGAAUGCUAUGUAAUAAUUUAGGGCUUUUAUCCUAAUCUAAUACAUG